AUUCUGAGUCCAAAUUAACAUACAAUCUGACUGAUUUGUACACUUAUCGUGCGUUUCAUUAAUUUACAGACAUGCUUAAAUGUGGUGUGUGCAUGGAUUAGGCUUCCAGUACGUCAAAAUAACGGCUACCAGAAUGUACGUCUGGGUAACUAUUUUAGCGGUUUUGGCUGUUUUACCAGCCAUUCUGAAACCCUUCUUCCCAUAUUUUCUUCAAGAUCUGAAGUACGUUCUUAACACGAUUCGAUUUGGAACCAGGCUUACCAGAUACAAAAGAGGGAAACCCUUCUACAGCAUUCUGGAUUGUUUUUUGGAUGCUGUGAAGAAACAUCCGACUAAGACCUUCAUUCACUUUGAAGGAAAAUCGUACAGUUAUUUGGAGGUCGACAAACAGAGCAACAAAGUUGCCAAUGCGUUACGGACUUGCGCCUCGCUAAAAGAAGGGGAUACUGUCGCCUUGUUUUUGGGGAAUGAGCCGUGUUAUGCGUGGACAUGGCUGGGCCUGGCGAAACUCGGAUGCCCUGUAGCGCUUCUCAACUACAACAUACGGGCCAAAUCGCUAAUGCACUGCUUUUCCUGCUCCGGAGCCAAAGUUCUUGUCGCAGCUGCAGAGUUGCGGACUGCUGUGGAGGAUGUGCUGCCGGUGUUGAGGGAACAGGGCAUCACCGUGUAUCUGCUGUCCAAUGAGGGAGCUGAGGGCAUCAACGCCCUCUCCGAGAAGAUCAGCCAGGCGCCAGACACACCCAUCCCCCACUCCCUCAGAGCCAACAUUGGUGUCAAGAGCAUCGCCCUGUACAUCUACACCUCAGGCACUACAGGUCUCCCUAAAGCUGCGCUGGUGACCCAUGAGAGGGUGUGGGCAGCCUCCUUCCUCCAGGGCGUGGCCGGAGUGACCAGCACAGACGUGUUCUACAUCAACCUGCCUCUAUACCACAGCGCUGGAUUCCUCAUCGGCCUCACAGGCGCCAUCGAGAGAGGCAUCACUGUUGUUUUACGGAGGAAGUUCUCUGCCUCUCAGUUCUGGGAGGACUGCAGGAAGCAUGAGGUCACUGUGAUGCAGUACAUCGGGGAGACGAUGCGGUACCUCUGCAACUCUCCACAGGGGGAAAAUGAGAAAAAUCACAAAGUGCGGAUCGCUAUUGGCAACGGUGUGCGUACUGACAUCUGGGUGGAGUUUCUGCGGCGCUUUGGGAACAUCUACGUCAGGGAGCUGUACGCCGCCACGGAGGGGAACGUGGGCUUCAUCAACUACACCACCAAGGUCGGCGUGGUGGGACGAGUCAACUUCUUGCACAGGAGACUAUUCCCCUACUCGCUGAUUAAGUUUGACACGGACCGCGAGGAGCCCGUGAGGAACUCUGAGGGUCUCUGUGUAAAAGCUCCUAAAGGCGAGACGGGGCUCCUGGUGGGGAGGAUCACUAAACACUCUCCGUUCGUGGGCUACGCCGGGAACAAGCAGCAGACGGACAAGAAGCGACUGCAGGAUGUGUUUGUGAAAGGAGACUUGUACUUCAACAGCGGCGACCUCCUCAAAAUUGACCACGACAACUUUGUCUACUUCCAGGACCGAGUGGGUGACACUUUCAGGUGGAAGGGCGAGAACGUGGCCACGACUGAGGUGGCGGACGUCCUGACCAUGGUGGACUGCAUUGAGGAGGCUAACGUCUACGGGGUGAAGGUUCCAGGGCAUGAAGGGAGGAUUGGCAUGGCUGCCGUCAUAUUACGGGGAGGACAGGAAUUUGAUUGUAUCCACACCUGCCUUCACGUGGCCAAUCACCUGCCUGUCUACGCCCGACCACGCUUCAUUCGCAUUCAGAGCUCCCUGGAGAUGACCGGAACCUUCAAGAUGAAAAAAGUGAAGCUGGUGGAGGAGGGCUUUGACCCUGCGCUCAUUCAGGAUGACCUUUACUUCCUGAAUUUGGAGCAAAAGACGUACGUGCCCAUGACCCGUGAUAUCUACGCCUCCGUCUUGGCCAGAGAUAUCAAGCUGUAGGUGGGGGAGAGACGGACUGUUCAUGAACGCCACCACCCUGAUGGAGGACUUAUCGGCACAAUGGUUCUUUAUUUCCAAGAACUAACAACUAGCCUUAUGAACUAAUCUCAGGGAAGAUUUCUACAUUAAUCAGUAGUAAAUGAAGCAGCUAUACAUGUAUGUAGGUGGACCGGAGGAAGCAGACUGUACAUUCCCAUGGCUGUUUGUGUGGCACAUGUUCAUGUUUAAUUAGUACGAAUGUGAUUAAGGAAUAAUAAAUGACUAAUGAAAGCA
This is a messenger RNA of Clupea harengus (Atlantic herring), 2263 nucleotides long. Its product is annotated as long-chain fatty acid transport protein 2-like. Gene Ontology annotation, molecular function: long-chain fatty acid transmembrane transporter activity; long-chain fatty acid-CoA ligase activity. Gene Ontology annotation, cellular component: endoplasmic reticulum membrane; plasma membrane. Lineage: Eukaryota; Metazoa; Chordata; Actinopteri; Clupeiformes; Clupeidae. Gene Ontology annotation, biological process: long-chain fatty acid import into cell; long-chain fatty acid metabolic process. The record is from RefSeq and is a predicted model, not a curated record.